AUGCCCAAGACCAGAAAGAACAAUCUCAGAGAGUCCUCAAGUUGCCGCCGUCGCUCCCGCACCUCCAGAGCUGAGCUGAUCUUUGCCGUGAGCCUGGUGGAACAACAUCUGAGGGAGGACGGCCAUGCCCGGAGGUUCAGUGAAACAGUACCCAUCUUCCUGACCGCCAUCCUGGAGUUCCUCACCCGCAGGCUGCUGGAGCUGGCUGGCAAUGAGGCCCAACGCAGAGGUACUGAGAGGCGCAUCACUCCGGAGCUGCUGGAUUUGGCCGUCUAUAGCAAUUCACUGCUCAGCGAAUUGUUCCAAUUCAUCACCAUCUCCCAAGUGGCUCCUCCUCAUCACUAG
Messenger RNA from Apodemus sylvaticus (European woodmouse), 345 nucleotides. RefSeq names its product histone H2A-Bbd type 2/3-like. Gene Ontology annotation, molecular function: DNA binding; protein heterodimerization activity; structural constituent of chromatin. The coding region runs from base 1 to 345 and encodes 114 amino acids. The record is from RefSeq and is a predicted model, not a curated record. Lineage: Eukaryota; Metazoa; Chordata; Mammalia; Rodentia; Muridae. The transcript has a single exon. Gene Ontology annotation, cellular component: nucleosome.